GAGAGAGAGAGAGAGAGAGAGAGAGAGAGAGAGAGAGAGAGAGAGAGAGAGAGAGAGGCAAGGUGCACACAUUGCUCAGCUUGCACAUUGCAGCCACGGCAGGCAGCCUGAGAGGAGCUUGCAUCUGCACCUUGUGAACAAAAGACUGAAUGACAUCUCAAAACAUCUGUUAGAUUGAUACUUCAUCACUGGGAAGACAUUACCACAAACAGAGACAUUUUGGGACCACAGUGGAGAAGAAAAAAAAAGCAGUGAAGAAUCUGACAUCACUAGCUCUCUAAGUGGAGCCAUGAUGUAUGGGUCCAUAAAAGCACUGUGUCCUCUACUGAGCCUGGCAUUGCUGUUCCUUAGUGUUCAUGCUGUGCCAGCACGCAAAGACAAAACAGUAUGGACAGCUAGGAUCAAACGACAAGCCACAGAUGGUAAUGGAAACACCACCAAUCCGAGCCAGCCUAUGAUCUUCAACCAUGUGUACAACAUUAAUGUUCCACUAGAGUCCCUGUGCUCAGUGGAUCUGGACUCAAAGGGAUCAACAGAGAGUGAUAAAUCGGGUGAAGAAUAUGAGGAGGAAUCAAUGGAUUCAGAGAGCCAGGUGACUUUCACCCACCGCAUCAACAUCCCCAAGGCAGCAUGUUCAUGUCCAGCUUCCGCCAUGCUGCAGCGGUUAGCCAGUCGCAUAGAGAUUCUGGAGAGAGAGGUUUCACUGCUCAGAACUCAGUGUAGUGGUGCUUGCUGUGGAGAUAACUUGGGCCGGCUGGAUUUUUUCCCUCACUGCAGUGGACAUGGUACCUUCAGCAUGGAAGUUUGUGGCUGUGUGUGUGAUGAAGGCUGGAUGGGGAAGAACUGCUCAGAACUGCAAUGUCUGGGGAACUGCUCAGGCCAGGGUCUGUGUGUGGAAGGCGAGUGUGUGUGUGACACUGACUUCAGUGGAGAAAACUGCUCAGAGCCUAGGUGCCCUGGAGACUGCUCAGGCCAGGGUGUAUGUAUUGCUGGAGAAUGUAUGUGUGGAGAGGCCUAUACUGGAGAUGAUUGCUCAAUGAGCAAAUGCCUGAAUGACUGCUCCGAACAGGGGCUCUGCAUUAAUGGAAGUUGCCAGUGCAGGCUGGGAUUCCUAGGUGAAGAUUGCUCACGUAUCUCCUGCGCUAACAAUUGCAGCCACAAGGGAGAAUGUAAGGCUGGAUUUUGCGUGUGCCAGGAGGGCUACAUGGGAGACGAGUGUGCUUCAGUGGCACCACCCAUGAAUUUGCAAGUGCGUAGGGUCACAGAGAAUACUAUUGAAAUAGAGUGGGAAGGGUCAUCAGUUGGAACAGACUACUUGAUCACUUACCUUCCAACUAGCCUUGGUGGAGAACAGCUGGAAUUGAGAGUUGAAGGACAUGUGACAAACACCACCAUCAGUAAGCUGGAGCCAGGUCUGGAGUACAACAUCAAUGUGUACACAGUCAUUGAUGAUGUCAUCAGUGUGCCAAUCAGCACUGUGGCCUCAACCUAUCUCUCAAACCCUGAUGGACUAAUAUUCAAAUCUAUCAUGGAAACAUCAGUGGAGGUUCAGUGGCAACCCUUUGACUACUUGUUUGAUGGUUGGGAAAUAAGCUUCAUUCCCAUGGACAAUGAUGGAGGAAUGACAACGCAGCUGCCCAGCACCAUCACAUCUUACAAUCAGACUGGACUGAGGCCUGGAGAGGAGUACACUGUAAAUCUGGUGGCACUGAAAGACCAAGGCAGGAGCCAGCCUGUCACGUCCACCGUUACCACAGUAAUUGAUGGACCAACCCAGCUUAUGAUCCGCGAUGUCUCAGAUACCGUGGCAUUUGUAGAAUGGACUCUACCCAAGGCCAAAGUGGAUGAAAUCAUACUGCGAUAUGGAAUAGUGGGUUAUGGUGAACCCAUGACCACAUUUCAUCUGGAGCCAACUUUGAGUCAAUACUCACUACAAGUCUUAAGGCCAGGCUCCAGAUAUAAAGUGUUAGUUAGCAGCUUUCACAAGGGCAAUGAAAGUAGAAUAACCUCUGCUGAGUUUAUCACAGAGAUCGAUCCACCCAAGCACUUGAGGAUACUCUCUAAGACAUCCACUUCCCUGGAGCUGGAGUGGGACAACAGCAAGGCUGUUGUGGAGUACUACUAUGUUGUGUACAGUACGCUGGCUGGAGAUCAGUACAAUAAAGUUAGAAUCCCUUGUGGCAGUGGAGCAACAACCAAGACCACUCUCACAAAUCUGCAACCAGGCACUGAAUAUGGCAUUGGAAUAUCAGCUAUUCUGGGAACAAACCAAAGCAACCCAGCCACAAUGAAUGCCAGGACAGGUCUGGACACCCCAAUGGAUCUGAUGGUCACAGCCUCCACAGAAAACAGCAUCACUUUAGUCUGGGGCUCUGUCCAGGGACCCAUUGAGUAUUACAGAGUGAGUUACACCUCAGCUAGUGGUGUGACCACAGAAAUAACUGUACCCAGAGAUAUCAGCAGCACCACUCUGAGCGGCCUGGAGCCUGGUACUGAGUACACUAUCACGGUCAUGGCUCAGAGGGGCAGACAACAAAGUGCUGCUGCCACAAUUGAUGCUUUUACAGGCUUCCGGCCCGUGAGUCAGCUCUACUUCUCAGACAUCACAUCUGACUCCUUAGCUGUAACAUGGAGUGCUCCAGCCCCACCUGCCGAUACUUUCAAGGUGCACUACUCUACAGAUGAUUCCAGCGAGGAGUCUGAAGUCGUGGUGGAUGGUUCCAAAACUAGGACAGUGAUUUCAGGCCUUCUACCUUCCACAAAAUACAUUGUCUCUCUAGUUACCAUGCAUGGAGACUCAGCUUCAGAGCCAGUUACAGGCACCAUUGUCACAGGUAUGGACCCUCCCAGAGAAAUCAUUAUCUCAUACAUUUCUGAGGAUUCAGUAAUCAUAUCAUGGGCUCAGCCACUUGCUCAAUUUGAUUACUACAAAAUGUCCUACCAGUCUGCUAGAGGGCAAAUGGACAGUGUGCUGAUUCACAAGGAUGUGACAAACUAUACUCUGUCCAGACUCCAUCCAGCAACAGAAUAUCAGAUCAAGUUAAAAACAGUGCGUGGAAGCCAGGAGAGCAAGCAAAUCAGCACCAGUGUCUUUACAGCCAUGGACAUGCCAAUGGAACUGAUGGCACUGAAUGUCACUCCACAGGGAGUAUUGUUGCGCUGGACUCCUCCACGCUCCAGUGUGGAUAAUUAUGUACUCACCCUCACACGCAGCCAAGUGACAGCAGAAACAUUUCUAGUGGAAGGGAACAAGCAGGAACAUCAGCUGAGUCAACUUAUCCCCAGUACUCCCUACUCCAUUGCUCUUUAUGCCACCAAGGGCCCUUUAACCAGCGGCACUGUGAUUGCCAGCUUCAUCACACCCAUGGACGCUCCCCUGAAUCUGACUGCUAGUGAGGUCAACCAUCGUAGUGCCCUCAUCUCAUGGCAACCGCCCAUUGCAGAUAUCGACAACUACAUGCUGACCUAUAAGUCGAGCGAUGGAAGCCGCAAAGAGCUAAUUCUGGAUGCUGAGGACACAUGGAUCCGCCUGGAGGGGCUGGCUGAGACAACAGAGUACACAAUUAGAUUGCAGGCAGCCAGAGGCCUUGAGACCAGUGCCAUUGUCUCUACAUCAUUCACAACUGGCAACCGGCUAUUUGCUCUUCCACAGAACUGCGCUCAGCAUCUGCUAAAUGGUGAGCUCCUCAGUGGAGUUUACACUGUCUACAUCAACCGUGACCCUAGUCAGGGUGUACAGGUCUAUUGUGACAUGACUACUGAUGGUGGUGGCUGGAUUGUGUUCCAACGUCGCCAGAAUGGCCUGACUGAUUUUUCCAGGAAGUGGAGUGAAUAUAGAGCAGGAUUUGGGAAUCUGGAGGAUGAGUUCUGGCUGGGAUUGGAGCAUCUUCACAAGAUUACAGCUCAAGGACGCUAUGAGCUGCGCAUUGACAUGAGAAAUGGCCAGGAGGCAGUAUACGCCAACUAUGAUAGGUUUUCUAUUGGAGACUCCAGAAGCCUCUACAAACUAAGGAUAGGGGAAUACAAUGGCACUGCUGGUGACUCUCUGAGCUACCAUCAUGGUCGACCUUUCUCCACUAAAGACAAGGAUAAUGACAAUGCUGUGACUAACUGUGCACUUUCCUACAAAGGAGCCUGGUGGUAUAAAAACUGUCACAGAGUCAACCUAAAUGGCAAAUAUGGAGAGUCCAGACACAGUCAGGGUAUCAACUGGCACAUGUGGAAAGGCCAUGAGUUCUCCAUCCCAUUUGUGGAGAUGAAAAUGAGACCCUAUAAUUACCGCAUCAGUGGCAAGAGAAGGAGGUCCACUACACAUUAAUCAGCUGUUUUAUCCCCAUCUUACUAGCUGUUCCUAUUUUUACAUAAAAGGAAAAGUAAGGUUGCGUCAUUUUUUUAUCUCUUUUGAGGAAUUGCAUUUAAAUGAUACGUUUUUUGGAUUGUUCCCUUCUGUGUAAAACCUGUGAUCCCUGAAGGUGUAAGAAAAACUUCUAGGUACAGUAUGAUACAGUGUGAUUUACCACAAGCGCUUUGAGGAAAAGACGAAAAUAAAAACAACAAACAUGACAGUGUUACUUUAGAGAAAAAAAAGUUCGAAAAAGAAUCACUACAAAAAAUAAGAGACUUAUAUUUUUAUAACUAAAAACAGCUGUAAAAUAUGACUGAAUGGUUUACAUGCAGGAUUUUGAGACUGUUUUGUUUUUGAUCUGAAAUUGGUUUUGAUUAGACUCUUUUAUUUAUUUUUGCUAGUUGACAUAUACAUGUGGUAACUACACAGUCCCCAAAAUUACAUUCAGAGGUGAUCUAGAUUAUAUGGGCUGCCUCGGGGCUGUCUGGAUAUUUAUAGAUGCUAACUACAUAUGCUUAAAAAAAUGGAUAACUGGAUAAAAAAAAGAACUAUACAGUGAGUUUAAAAACAUCUUUUUAAAAAGUGUAUUAUUUAUUCUUUUAUUUCUGCUUUAGCCUGGUCAUGGUCACAGUAUAUCAGGAGCUUAUGAAAGGAAUACUGGGUCACAAAAUGGGGAAGUGGCAGCUCAGUGGUUAAAGCUUGGGUUACUGAUCAGAUGGUUUAGGGUUCAAGGUCUAGAGCUGCUACUGUUGGGCCCUUGAGUGAGGCUCUUAUCCCUAUCUGUUCCAUGGGGCCGCAUCAUGGCAAACUCUGAUGCCAAAAUUUACUCUACUGUAAUUUUACUUCUUUCCAAACAUUCACAAUGUAGGCAAUCCACCAGCUGUUCUUUUUUUGUUUUGUUUUGUUUUGUUUUGUGUAUUUCGAUGUCAGUCAGAAACAGACAAGAGGAAUACAGUGACAGAAACAAUCUGCAUCCAUUCUCUAUAUAAACCCUUAUAAGAAACAACAAACCGCUUCAAGGAUAAUUUAAAGAGUUGCCAGUGUUCUAGCUGACAGGGUCAAGAGUCAAACAUAACUGGUAUUACAUUUUGAAUGUAAUUUGGAUGAUGUAAUUGGGAUGAUGAUAUUUCUAAAAAUGCUUUGUUUUUAAAUAAUAAUGACAGUGAUGAGAGUCUAUUUGAGAGUCUGUUGUCAAUUCUAGAAGCUGUGAAUUCAUAGCACUCAUAUUUUUGAUUGUUCUUGUUCUCAUUACCAUCAAUAUCAGAUUCAAACCACAGAAACAGUCAAACACCUGCGUAGAUUUGGACAUGUCACACUCCCUAUCAUAGAAGAGCUGAGUAGAUUAGACCAUGUUGUGUGAAUUAAAAAAAAUAAAAAUUAGAUAAAUCACUAAAAAAGAGAGAAUCGAGAAAAAAAGUAAAAGUGAAAGAAUGUUAUUUUCAUUGAUUAUUUGAUUGUAUAGGAAAUAUUUGAAGACAUUUGUAAAUCAACACUAUAAUUAAUUUGUAUUCAUUCAAUUUGUAUAUUUUUACUCUUUUGACUCUUUGCCCUGUUACUGAUUGAAUCAUUAGACUGGAACAUUCCGUUUCAUUUCAAGUGAAAAAUAAUCACGUUUCAAAGCCCUUCGAUUCUUGCACUGAUGGUAUUUUUGAAAACCAAAGAUUUAUAGAAUAUAUAGUGAAUUUCAAAAUAAUUCAGCUUACAUCUUGAUAGUUUUUGAUACAGAAAUGCCAUCAUUGCAGCUUAUAAAGCAUCCCAGACAAUACCAGAUUAUUGCAGCAAAAUCAAACCUCUUUUUAUAAAUCCAUCCUUAAACUUAAUGAUAUGUGCACUAUUUCUCAUGUUCAUGUAAGUUAAUGAUGUUUUUAAUGUAGUCUAUUCAGUUUUGCUGCAGAAUUAGUUUCAGUGUAACGUUAUAAAUCUUUCAGAAUAACAAUCCACACAAAUGUAAAAUCUACUACUAAAUCAACAUUUUUGCUACCUCUUUUAGUUUUAUUGUGUUUUCAGUGAAUGGUAUUGAAUUCAUUUUGUAGUGAGUACAUUUAUCUAACUACAUGAUUAAAAUUUGAAAGAAAUUAAAAUGAAAAAAUAUUUGACAGAGAAAACAGACUUGGAGGUGGAGAUGGGGAAGUGGGUCAAAGGUCAUAAAUACAAUACAAGUUAAACUAACUAGACAGAUUGUAGAUUUUUUUUUCUGGGUAGAGUUACAAGAAAAAAAUAUUGUACUAGUAACUGCAAUUUCAGUUUAACUGAAAAUGAAUGUCUUUUACCGUGAUAUUUAAUCAUUAUUUACAUUUACAUUAUUUGGCAGACGGCCUUAUCCAGAGUGACAUACAAAAAUGAAGUCUCCAUCAUUGGACACAUUAACUCUGGUUCACUAGGUUACAUAUUUAAGAUACCAUGAGUCUAAAACACUGUUCAAAGAUUGUUUUUUUUAAUUAUUAUUUAUAUAUAUAUACAUACAUACAACAAACAGGAGAAAAAAGCCCCAGAUAUGUCACAGUAGCACUAAGUAAAAUAUUAGAACUGUUAUCCUCUAUGGUAUGCUCAAAUUGCACUUUGUCUGAGAUUACAAAAAUCUUUCUAUUCCUAAAAAAGUAUUAAUGACACUGAAUUCAGCAUCCUGUUGAGGAAGAGUAUUAAAAGAUUAUUUUGCAGCUACUGUAUGAGCAUGGCUCUGCUAGUAAUCCCAGCAUACUGGGAUUUUCUGCCACAAUCCUGUGAGACCUCCAAAAUCUAUUGAAAUCUGACAUGCUUAGAGAGUACAUAAAAGUAAGGAAAAGACAUAACAUGGCAUAAAGGUAAUUAGAGCAAAUGUAUGCAAAUUCAAAUAGUUUUCAGCAAGUAUAUGACAGAUAUCCAGUUUUUACACUAGACUUCAGGCUGUUAGAGGUGAAAUAGGAACUCGAGAAUCUUGCACUGUUGUUGUUGGGGUUUUUUUCAGAUGUCUACCCUAAAUUGUGUGUUGUCAGAUUGAGGGUUUUUUUUGUUUGUUUGUUUUUUAGAGUGAUGGGGUAUAUAAAAAUUCCAUCAAAGCUGUUAUUUUUGGGUCCUUUGUGGCAUUUUGAAAUGUUAGCACCACUGUGGCAUGCAGGCAGAUGAGUAAAGCCAGAGAAUGAGUGUGAUAUUGUGGAAAACUUUUCUAGGCUACACAUAUGAUGUGACAUUCGCAAAGUGAUGACGUUGCUUUUAGUACUGAGAAAGAAAUAAAGGGAAAAUGACACUAGUUCUAAAGUGAAAACCACCUGUGUAAUACUCCUCUAAUUUGCAGAUCCACAGGUAAAUACCUGAAAACAUUUCAUGUGUUAGGCAGUACAUAGUUUGGAAAGCAUUCUAAAAUGUACAAUGAUGUAGUAUGUGUAGCAUUUGUAAAGAAAAAAGCACUCGCUUAAACUGAACCAGAUGGAUUAAAUACAUCAUUAACAGAUAUGAACAAAUCAUUGGUUAAUCUACUUCUUUCUCUUUCUCGAAGUUAAUAAUGUGACAAAACACAGCUUGUCACAGACCCAUUGCCGUUGUUAAUCAAGACUUUUUCCAUUAAUGCAAAAAUUCUUUAUUGUAAAAAGUUCACAAUAUUCUAGUAUUGCAGUCACGUAUUAUUAGGCCUCUCUAUUAUAUAUAUAUUUAUUAGGCAUUAAUUUAUAACAAAUUAUUUAUGUACAGACCAUUUUACUGAAGCUAAUCAAAAGCUGAACAUUUCUAACAUUUGAUUAGUGUUUCAUAUGUGUAAUGUAUGCAUUUAAAACAUGUUUACUACAUCAAUUAAUGGCCACAUUCAAAAUAGCUAAUGAUUUGUUCAUAUUUUAUAAUGGUGUAUUAAGAAAGUAAGUUAUUAUAAUAAUUUUCUUUAAGGUUUUUUGUACAUUAUUAUUUGUCCUGUAUUGUCCUGUAUUUCUGAUUCACUUAAUUCUCACAUUGUUGCUAUCUUUGUUUAAUGAAAGAAAUAUUUUUUUUAGACCCAUAAGCUCAAGCUUCAUCUUGUAGUAUGUACCUUAUUUGUAGAAGGAAUUCUCAUUUUAACACAGGCUCCAUAUUACUGUAACAUUUGUAGAUUUGUGUCUUCUUAUCCAUAAAAUUUGACUAUCAGUGUUAAUAUCAGGACAGGACUAAUAGCUACCCCAUAGAUUUGUUCCAGUUUCAAACAGCUUUUAUGACUGCUUAUUAAUUAUAAAUAAUUAUUAUGCUGUAUAAUGCAGCAAUAAAAUGAAAACUUGACAGAUUAUAUACUGAUUUCAAUUAGUGAGAAGUCCAGGUCUCGUGAUUCAGCUCAGCAGCCUCUGUCAUAUUGACUAGUCACUCUCUAAUGAGCCUUUUCUCACUGGCUGCGCUUGAAAGUCUUUGUCUGGGUAACAUUGCAGAGUUGUGGCAGCAUCUUGCAAAGCAGUCAAAAUACAUUCGUAGAUACCAAAAAUAAUGUGAUCAAUGGCACCCUAGAAUGGACCAGAGAACAAGAUUAAACACAGACUAGUGAUUUGAAUAAAAAAAUAAGUACAGUUACAUUUGAAGGUGUUUUUUUAUUUCUUGUUAGUUUUGUUGUUGUUUUUUUUACUGGAUUAAUUAAGAGGAAUAUACAAUUCCUCUUAAUUAAAAUACUCACAAAUUUGUCCAUCUUAAGGCUAAGGCUUUUUUAAUUUUAUUCCAUUUCCUUCCAUCCAUUGACUGGACUUUGUGUAUUAUAACACAGUGUGACAGUGCUCUUGAAAUUUUAAAUAUAUUAUUAAAUGAAUUAUACCGUUAAUUAUUAAUACUGUCAUUUCUUCAUUAUGGGCUUCUUUUUGUCAUCAUGCCUAAUGUAGUUUCUGCAGAUGUUUUACUAAUCUGUGAGACUGUGGAAGAGAGAAGAUGAAACAGUAAAGUUUGUGUUCUCUUGCUCUCUGGCUUUUGAUGUUUACUGAGAGAAUGGAUAAUGCAUGCGCUGAAGAUGAACAUGAUGUGGUAAGAAGAUGGAAAUGUGGAAAUACUGUAUAUGCCUCUGUAAUAGCCUGAACCUUACAGUCGAAUAUCCUUGGAUACUAACGUGACUAAUUAAAUUAGUUCUAGUUUAACUUUAACGUGCUGUAUAAUUCCUUUUUA
Molecule: messenger RNA, 9418 nt
Organism: Tachysurus fulvidraco (yellow catfish)
Lineage: Eukaryota; Metazoa; Chordata; Actinopteri; Siluriformes; Bagridae
Gene: tnr
Product: tenascin R (restrictin, janusin)
Exons: 22
Coding region: 290-4318 (1342 amino acids)
Molecular function (GO): protein binding
Source: RefSeq, a predicted model, not a curated record